UUGGUUCGCCCCAGGGUCUCAUGGCGGGCUCUGCUUCUCUGGAUGUGUCCCGAAAUGGGCUGGUGGUGAGAGGUGGCAGCCGAUUUCUGGCGACAGGUACAGACUGCAGUGAUGAUGACAAUUUCUUUACAUAUGACUGCAGCAAGGCAGAAAAGAAGCCACAAGAAGAUAAAGGAGAGGAAGGACAGACAUUGUAUAAAGGAAGUGAUAAUAUCCUGGCUUCUACCUUUUCAAGAUCUGGCAACUAUUUUGCUUUGACUGAUGACAAUAAACGUCUGAUUCUUUUUGGUACAAAACCUUGGAAAUGUCUGAGUAUCAGGACAGUGGUGAGAAGAUGUACUGCUCUGACAUUUACAGCUACAGAUGAGAAGAUUUUGGUGGCAGACAAGUCUGGAGAUGUAUAUUCAUUUUCAGUAUUGGCACCAUUUCAGGGUGGAAAACUUGAACUUGGACACCUGUCUAUGUUGUUGGAUGUGGCUAUGAGUCCUGAUGACCGUUAUAUUCUCACAGCUGACAGAGAUGAGAAAAUUCGUGUUAGUUUGUUUGCAGCACCACACAACAUAGAAUCUUUCUGCUUGGGGCAUACGGAGUUUGUGAGCAGAAUAUUUGUAGUUCCAAAUCAUCCUGAUCUGUUAUUAUCUACCUCAGGGGAUUGUACUCUAAGACUCUGGGAAUACAAAAUCGGAAAAGAAUUACAGUGCUGUCAUCUUAACAAACUGAGAAAUCCUGAAACAACGCAAUGUGAAAAGAUAUUUGCAGUGUCAAGGAUAACUUACUGUUGCAGGGAAAACUACAUUGCCAUUUUAUGUGACUGCAUUCCUGUAAUCUACAUCUUCCAACUUGAUGACACCAAGAAACAGCUGAUUUACAAACAACAACUUACCUUUAAUUACAGAGUGUGGGACAUUGCCUUUGAGGAAACACAGGGGCUUUGGAUUUUACAAGAAUGUAGAGAAAUGCCAGUUUUGCUUUAUCACCUUGAGAAUGGACAGUGGCAGCCUGUUUCCAAAAAUGAAGUGUUAAAGAAAAUCUCGAAUAAUCUACGUGAAAACUGGACCAUGGUGGAAGGUGGAUCCCCUGGCAUGGAUGACAGUUUUAGCAGUCUUUACAAGACCACAUUUGAUAACAUGACUAAUUACUUAAAGAAAAAAGAAGAAAGAGUACAGCAGCAAUUGGAAAAAAAGAAGAGAAGGAAAAAUCCUUGACUCAGUUUUAGGAGGCAAACAAAAAAGAAAUGAAAAACACCCAUGUGACAGUUAUUCCCUAAUUGUUUUGAAGGUCAUAGGAUCAUAGUUUUAAAAGUUUUUCCAUCUUUAUUUUAUACAUCAGAAAAUAGGUUCAGAGAAGUUUUGACUUGUCUAAAUUCACACAGGUUGACAGUGACAAUUAAAUAUUAGUUCUAUAACUCCAAAUCCAGUACUUGGUAAAAAUUCAUGAGGGUAAAAAAAUCAUUUUUUCAUUGACUUACUUGUCUUUCCAUUAUAUUUGAAAAAAGAAAUGGUGUAAAUUGUUUAUAUCUCCUAAACUUGGUGAUGGUUAGUGCUAUUUAGAGCUAGGCACUUACAUCAAGCUGUUUGAGAUAAAAUGGCAUUAUCCUUUGUUAAGAGGAAAUGAUAUUGUACCUAUGGUCCUUUAUUGUAUAUAUGCUUUAUCCUCCAUUUGAGGGAAGAAAUAAAGUUUGUACGUUUAACUAAAGAUGUUAUAAAUAAUUGUAGUAAGGAAUACAAGGCCUGUAACCUUCUUUUUUGAAGGUAGUAAUCUGGAACCUCUUGUUUCUCACCAGGUUAGAUGUGUUAUUUUGGGUCAUCAGCUAUUUAAAACCUCAGCCUUCUGACACUCACCAGUAUAUCUCUGAGCCAGACUAUGUAAGACGCAUGAAUUUCAAAGCAGAGUCAUAAAAUGAAAACAAUAGUAAGGUAUCUAAUCAGGAAUUGAAUGAAAUCUUCAUUUCUUAAUUUCAAAAUAUAUUUUUAACCUAUUCCUAAUUUGUUUAUUAGAAAGUUUAAUAUGACCCAUCACCUUCAUAUUAAAUAUUAUUUUAAAUAUUGAUAAUUUAUUUUAUAUGUCUGAAGGGAUCUUUAUAGAGUGGUGAAAAAUAGGGAUAAACUGAUCUUUUUCUCUAAACUUGACAAAUAUGAACAAAUAUAGAUGUUUUAAUAAAAAAAAAGGUUGCCUGCAAAACUGCAUAUUGCCAUUAUAUGCUGUUUUCUUUAAAAUAUAUAUAUAAUAAAUGCAACAUUAGUUUCAA
Molecule: messenger RNA, 2248 nt
Organism: Antechinus flavipes (yellow-footed antechinus)
Lineage: Eukaryota; Metazoa; Chordata; Mammalia; Dasyuromorphia; Dasyuridae
Gene: WDR4
Product: WD repeat domain 4
Exons: 11
Coding region: 21-1205 (394 amino acids)
Biological process (GO): RNA (guanine-N7)-methylation
Cellular component (GO): nucleus; cytosol; tRNA methyltransferase complex
Molecular function (GO): protein binding; tRNA (guanine(46)-N7)-methyltransferase activity
Source: RefSeq, a predicted model, not a curated record